AGGCAGUUGACAGCAGUAGCUGCAACGGUGAUCGCUGAGCUUCUACCAGGCAGCAUUUGCUGCAGUCUGCUGCCUGCCACUUUCUUCACAUCCAGCAAGAUUCCUCAGCAGCAGGCUUUUGGAGCAGGCUCUGCUCACAGGGGCUUGUUUAAGGAGCAUUUGGCGAAAUCAUUUUACCAAAGGAGGAGUGCCUUUUUCCUCUCUAUCUUGGGCCCUUCUUGUGUUUGGGCUUUUUUGCAUUGUGAAUUUUUGGAGCUGUUCUUGAGCCUGCUCUCUCUCUCCCAGCAACGAUCAUUCUGUAUUAGAUCUGUGCUACAUCACCAGCUCUCAUUAUGCUGUACACCGUAUCCCAGUUUGUUUUUUGCCUCUGCUAGGCAGCGGCAGCAUGGAUGGUGUUCUUGUGACGACCUCUGCUGAUUCUAUCAGUCCACUGCGGAUAGGCAUGCUGAGUAACCCUGCUGUAAAUGGGCGAGGACACAGACACACGGAAAAUUAACCACAGCUUUCUUCGAGACCACAACUAUGUGACUGAAGAUACUGCUUGCUGGAUGCAGCGUGUGUGGAUCCAGCUUUCUUCAGGAGCCUGAACAGGCUCUCCUUGGGGAAAUCUUGCUUUCUACAUUGCCUUGCGGAGGACAUGGAAGGGCAGAGCAUCUAUGAUGUUGAGUCUGAAGAUGGGGUUGGAGCUGACAUUAUUUCAACUGUUGAGUUCAACCAUACGGGAGAGUUGCUGGCAACAGGGGACAAAGGUGGUCGAGUUGUUAUAUUCCAAAGGGAGCCAGAGAGUAAAAAUGAGCCUUAUAGUCAAGGCGAGUACAAUGUUUACAGCACCUUCCAGAGCCAUGAGCCAGAGUUUGACUAUUUGAAGAGCUUGGAAAUAGAGGAAAAAAUAAACAAGAUCAAGUGGCUGCCACAGCAGAAUGCAGCUCACUCUCUUCUCUCCACAAAUGACAAAACUAUUAAACUGUGGAAAGUUACUGAACGAGAUAAGAGACCCGAAGGAUAUAAUUUAAAAGAUGAAGAGGGAAAGCUUAAAGAUCUUUCUACAGUGACCUCACUUCAGGUGCCUGUACUCAAACCCAUGGACUUGAUGGUAGAAGUCAGCCCCAGGAGAAUUUUUGCUAAUGGCCACACCUAUCAUGUCAACUCCAUUUCUGUCAACAGUGACUGUGAGACAUACAUGUCAGCCGAUGAUCUCAGGAUUAACCUGUGGCACUUAGCAAUUACAGAUCGGAGCUUCAACAUUGUAGAUAUAAAGCCGGCCAACAUGGAGGAUUUGACAGAAGUGAUUACAGCAUCUGAAUUCCAUCCCCACCACUGCAAUCUCUUUGUCUACAGCAGCAGCAAAGGAUCUUUGAGACUUUGUGACAUGAGGGCAUCAGCACUCUGUGACAAACAUUCCAAAUUUUUUGAAGAACCAGAAGACCCCAGUAGCCGCUCAUUUUUCUCUGAAAUUAUCUCUUCUGUCUCAGAUGUCAAAUUCAGCCACAGUGGCCGGUAUAUGUUAGCUAGGGAUUACCUCACUGUCAAAGUUUGGGAUCUGAACAUGGAAACAAAGCCUAUAGAAAUAUACCAGGUUCAUGACUACCUUAGAAGCAAGCUGUGCUCUCUUUAUGAAAACGACUGCAUCUUUGACAAGUUUGAAUGUGCAUGGAAUGGAUCUGACAGUGUCAUCAUGACAGGAGCAUAUAACAACUUCUUUCGAAUGUUUGACCGGAACACCAAGCGUGAUGUUACUUUAGAGGCUUCCCGAGAGAAUAGUAAGCCACGGGCAAUUCUCAAACCUCGCCGAGUGUGUGUGGGAGGCAAGCGAAGGAAAGAUGACAUCAGUGUUGACAGUUUGGACUUUACCAAGAAGAUCCUGCACACAGCAUGGCACCCAACAGAGAACAUCAUUGCUAUCGCAGCCACAAACAAUCUGUACAUAUUUCAAGAUAAAAUGAACUCUGAAAUGCACUAGGAUUCCUCAUUACAAGCAAGCCUUUGGAGAGUUGAAGGAUGUGAUCACUGCUUGAGCUGUGAUACUAAGCCUUUUACUUGGAAGCAAAUGCUGUUGAUUCAGUGGGACUUGCUCCCAAACAAGUGUAUUUAGAAUCAAGCUGUAAUGGAAUGGAUUCACCCUUUUAAUUACCCUACCAUCCAUAUCAUUGACAACCACAAAAUGUUUUAAUUCACUGCAACUAUUGCAAAUGUGUGUCAAAAUAAAUUCUCUAUUAAGGA
Hemicordylus capensis (graceful crag lizard) is the source of this 2220-nucleotide messenger RNA. RefSeq names its product protein phosphatase 2 regulatory subunit Bgamma (gene PPP2R2C). The transcript is spliced from 10 exons. Gene Ontology annotation, molecular function: protein phosphatase regulator activity; protein binding. Gene Ontology annotation, cellular component: protein phosphatase type 2A complex; cytosol. Gene Ontology annotation, biological process: peptidyl-serine dephosphorylation. Lineage: Eukaryota; Metazoa; Chordata; Lepidosauria; Squamata; Cordylidae. The record is from RefSeq and is a predicted model, not a curated record. Bases 638 to 1960 code for a protein of 440 amino acids.